ACAGGCCUAAACUUCUUCCCCACUCCCACAAGUGUUGGAACGGACGGAGGCCGCCGUUAAACGAGGACAAGACAAGACCGGAGCAGACAACAUGGUUAAAGUCGGCAUCAACGGAUUUGGCCGCAUUGGGCGUCUGGUGACUCGUGCUGCUUUCCACAGCAAGAAGGUGGAGAUUGUUGCCAUCAAUGACCCUUUCAUUGACCUAGACUACAUGGUGUACAUGUUCAAGUAUGACUCCACCCAUGGGCAGUACAAAGGGGAGGUGAAGGCUGAGGGUGGCAAACUGGUCGUUGAUGGACAUGCAAUCACAGUUUUCAGCGAGAGGGACCCAGCCAACAUUAAGUGGGGUGAUGCUGGUGCCCAGUAUGUUGUGGAAUCUACUGGUGUCUUCACUACUAUUGAGAAGGCCUCAGCUCACUUGAAAGGUGGUGCCAAGAAGGUGAUAAUCUCUGCCCCCAGUGCUGAUGCCCCAAUGUUUGUCAUGGGUGUCAACCAUGAGAAAUAUGACAAAUCCCUUCAAGUAGUCAGCAAUGCCUCUUGCACUACCAACUGCCUGGCUCCUCUGGCCAAGGUCAUUCAUGAUAACUUUGUCAUCAUUGAGGGCCUUAUGAGCACUGUCCAUGCCAUCACUGCUACCCAGAAGACAGUUGAUGGUCCAUCUGGUAAACUGUGGAGGGAUGGCCGUGGUGCCAGCCAGAACAUUAUCCCAGCCUCCACUGGUGCUGCAAAGGCUGUGGGAAAAGUCAUUCCUGAACUCAAUGGCAAGCUGACUGGUAUGGCCUUCCGUGUUCCAACUCCCAAUGUGUCAGUGGUUGACUUGACUGUUCGUUUGGAGAAGGCGGCUAAGUAUGAGGACAUAAAGAAGGCAGUCAAGACUGCAGCUGAAGGACCCAUGAAGGGCAUUCUAGGAUACACAGAACACCAGGUGGUGUCCACAGACUUCAAUGGUGACUCUCACUCCUCUAUCUUUGAUGCUGGUGCUGGAAUUGCCCUUAAUGAUCACUUUGUCAAGCUGGUGGCAUGGUAUGAUAACGAGUUUGGCUACAGCAACCGUGUCUGUGACCUGAUGGCUCACAUGGCUUCCAAGGAGUAGAUGUGACCACUGACAACCAACAUAUUCUCCCAACAAUUACAAAAGUGCUUGAAGUACUGUGCUUUAAUUUGAAGACCAAUUUUUUUUUUUUAUGAAAAUGCCCUGUUUUGAAGUGGACACAGCAUCUGUCUGCUUAAAUGUGUGGUGGAAUAAAGUCCUCUGCUGUGAACUGUU
Electrophorus electricus (electric eel) is the source of this 1267-nucleotide messenger RNA. It is a transcript of the gene gapdh, whose product is annotated as glyceraldehyde-3-phosphate dehydrogenase. Gene Ontology annotation, cellular component: cytosol. Gene Ontology annotation, biological process: glycolytic process; glucose metabolic process. Gene Ontology annotation, molecular function: NAD binding; NADP binding; glyceraldehyde-3-phosphate dehydrogenase (NAD+) (phosphorylating) activity. The record is from RefSeq and is a predicted model, not a curated record. NCBI's taxonomy places the organism in Eukaryota, Metazoa, Chordata, Actinopteri, Gymnotiformes, Gymnotidae.